This is a messenger RNA of Calidris pugnax (ruff), 2441 nucleotides long. RefSeq names its product ankyrin repeat and death domain containing 1A (gene ANKDD1A). Lineage: Eukaryota; Metazoa; Chordata; Aves; Charadriiformes; Scolopacidae. Gene Ontology annotation, molecular function: protein binding. The record is from RefSeq and is a predicted model, not a curated record. Gene Ontology annotation, biological process: signal transduction. The transcript is spliced from 15 exons. The coding region runs from base 57 to 1583 and encodes 508 amino acids.
GCCAGCCCGCCCGCCCUGAGGUGGCGGCGGGACCGGCGUGGGCGGCGGGCAGCGACAUGGGGGACGACCUGGCGUCGGAGGAGGACACCCUGCUUCAUUCAGAGAAGGAGUUCCACGAUGCAGCAAAGCGUAAUGACACGGCCAGGAUGGAGGAGCUCAUCAGGAGAGGGGUCGACAUCAAAGCCAAAAACAAUACAGACCGGACUGCCCUGCACUGGGCUGCAGGAGCAGGGAAUGUGGAUGCUGUGCGACUGCUCCUGGAUCACGAUGUCCCGGUGGAUGACGAAGACAGCUUUGGAAUGAAUGCUCUUCUCCUGUCUGCCUGGUUUGGCCACCUCCGUGUCCUGCAGAUCCUCGUCAACGCUGGGGCCAAGAUUAAGUGUGUCGAUAGGAAUGGCAGGAACCUGCUCCACUGUGCAGCUCAGAGGGGACACAUCCAGGUGAUGGAGUUCAUCAUGGAGGACCUGGAGGACAUGUGUGUGGAUAGAACAGACAAGAUGGACAGGACAGCAUUUCACCUGGCUGCAGAGUAUGGGAGGCUGGAGGUGGUGGAGUUCCUCAUUCGACUGGGUUGUUCUCACAGUGCCAAAGACAAGGAAGAAAAUACAGCACUGCAUUUAGCUGCUAAAAAUGGCCAUCCCUCUGUGCUGCACAAGAUUAUAGACGUUGGAGUGGACCUUGAUGAAAAGAACGUAGAAGGACUUACAGCUCUGCACCUGGCUGCCGAGGGAGGGCACAGCGACUGCGUGAAGCUGCUCUUGGAAGCAGGUGCUGAUGUCAAUGCCCAAACCCAGAAGAAGAUGAACUGCCUUCAUUACGCAGCGCUGCACGGCUACGAGGAGAUAGCCAGGAUCCUCGUGGACGCAGGAAUCCACACAGAUGCUGUUAAUCAUCAAAAUGCAUCAGCGACACACAUCGCGGUGCUGCAGAACUUCCCGGCCAUGGUGAAGCUCUUCAUCGACGCGGAGUGUGACCUUGACAUUCCAGAUAACAGGCUGCAGACCUCGCUCCACAUCGCUGCGGAGCACGGCAGGCAGGACAUUGCCGAGAUGAUUCUCGUUGCAGGAGUUAAUCUGAAGCUGACAGACAAGCAAGGGAAAACAUCGCUGGAUGUCGCCGCCCGAGGCAAUCACAUCAACUUGGCAGACAUGAUUAUCAAAGCCGAUCGGUUUUACAGGUGGGAGAAGGACAAUCUGCACAGCGACUCCGAGUCCUGGGUGGUGAAACACUUGACCUUUAAGCAGGACCACAGGCUGGAAACGCAGCACAUCCGCUCGGUGAUGUGGAGACUGGCCACCAAGUACCUCAAACCCGGCGAAUGGAAGAAGCUGGCACAUCACUGGAAGUUCACCGAUGCCCACAUUAGGGCCAUCGAGCAACAAUGGACAGGUACCAAAAGCUACAGGGAGCACGGGCACAGAAUGCUGCUCAUCUGGCUCCACGGCACGAUCACAGCGGGAGAGAAUCCAAUCAAGGGACUGUACGAAGGCCUGGUGGGGAUUGGAAGAAGAGAUUUAGCAGAAAGCAUUCGGAAAAAAGCAAACUCAGACUCUGCCUCUCCACGGAAAUGCAUCACGAUGUGACCCAGUGGCUCCAUCAACUGAUGAGUCCUCAGCUGGUCUUGAAGCUGCAGGAGAAACCCCUACUCUGCUGCUCCUCAGAAGGCAGCUGCAACCUAAGGGCUUCUCAUCCCCAACAGCUUCCUGCUUGGUCUGAAACAAGGGGAUCAGCAAAUGCUACAGAUCGAAAACGCUUCUUUACACAGAAGACAGAUUUUUAUCUGCUAUUGUGUAUGGUCUGGGACUGGAAUGAGUUCAGUCUCACUCAUCCUGUGAGGAUCAAGGAACUACUAUUUUACUAUCACUUGUUUACAUCACUUUUUUGUAUGUAAAUUUUUAAAUGUCAUUUUUUUAAGUCAUUGGGGGGAAGCCUUUGCUUUCAAAAAUGUUCUUUACUUUUUUGUUUGGGGUGUGUUGUCUGUCUCUUGUGUCUUAGAUGGGUUCAUAACUCCCCUAGUAGGGUGGGAAUUCCAGAGGAAAAGCCAAGGCUGCCACUUGGGCCUUUUGGAACCUUAAGGGUUGUGACCUUUAACGUUUUGACUCUUCACAAAAAGUUUCAGAGAAGAACAUUAACAGAUAUUAUUUACAAAUGUACAUUAACAUACACAUAAAUCAAAGAGGUGAUUUCUUUAAUCCCUGGGCUACAAGCUUGGGAAGUGUAAGGUAAGAGUGGUCACUGGUUACCUGCACAGCCUCUGACAAGGACAUACAGUUUUCUUUAGUACAAAGUAUUAUGUGAUAAGUUGGUAUUUAUUUUUUACAGUGCUUCAAGGAGAAAGAAUGUCUGCAUUUCAAUAAAUUCAGAUUUUACCCUUAACAAAUAAGAAGUAUCUUGCAAAUUUAUUUAAAAAAAUCCUACAUACAUCAUUCCAACUUGUGAAC